This is a messenger RNA of Aegilops tauschii subsp. strangulata, 2611 nucleotides long. Its product is annotated as probable inactive histone-lysine N-methyltransferase SUVR1. Gene Ontology annotation, cellular component: nucleus. Lineage: Eukaryota; Viridiplantae; Streptophyta; Magnoliopsida; Poales; Poaceae. Gene Ontology annotation, molecular function: histone methyltransferase activity; protein binding; zinc ion binding. The record is from RefSeq and is a predicted model, not a curated record.
GUGAGGCAGGCAGGAAGCCAAGAAAGGAAGGGAGAGCCCAAAAACCCCACUUUCUUCAGUCCGUCCCCAAUCCCCAAUCCCCAAUCCCCAAUCUCUCUCUCGCUCUGGCAAACCAAACCCUAGCCUAGCCUAGCCUAGCCUAGCCUAGCAACAAUGGCGCCGUGAAUCGAAUCGUGCCGGACGGAGGGAGGAAGAAGACCCGAAGAAGAGAGAUGGUGGGGCGCAACGAGGAGAAGGCGCGGCUGGCGCUGGCCGCCAUGAAGAAGCUGGGGUUCGGCCGGAAGCACGCCACCCCCGUGCUCAAGCGCCUCUUCAGGCUCUUCGACCGGCAGUGGGAGCCCAUCGAGGAGGACUCGUACCGCGCCCUCGCCGAAGCCAUCCUCGACGACCAACUCCUUCAACUCCAUCCCCAAUCCCAACCACAGCCCAACGGCGGCGGCAAUGAGGUGCCGGGGCAGGAGGAGGAGGAGCUGGAUGCCGAGGAGCCGGAAAUCUCCACCCCCGACCGCCCUUCCACGACCCCCCCUUUCAGAGCCACACCGCAAAGCUCCAGCUCUUUCAGAGCCCCUGCUUCUCCAUCCGGACCCACCUCUUUCAGAGCCACAGGCACAGGCACAGGCACAGCACGAGGCAUAGUGGAAAGGGGGGUUGUCUUGGCUCCUGCCCUCAACAAUGGCGCACAGACCACACCCUCAGCAACCGCACUGCUCACCAAGCACAAGCACAAGCACAUGAUGGAUGCAGAGUUUCAGCAGCCUGCCUUCUUCUUUCUCAAACACCCCAAGCCCGAACCCCCUGAACCUCAACCUGAACCUCAACCCGUCGACAUGGACGCGUCUGGCUGUCGGGAUGUGCAGCCUGGCUUGAUUCUCGGCUCCCGCAACCGCAACCUCAACCUUGCUUCCUCCUCGUCCGACUUCAAUGCGUUGCCUCCGCCUGACCGAAAUCCUCACCACAUUUCAGGUAGUGAUAAAAACAGGGCAAUUCAACAUCACAGCAGAAAUACAGACAUGUCUGUGGAGCCAACAAGCAGCAGCACACUCAUCAAUGGAACAGGGUCUCAAGUGCAGGAGAUUGAUGUGGCGUCAUCCCCUGGGGGCGAGGUUAAGCUGUCUCUCAAGUGCAGCGCAGACCCAUCAAAGCUCAAAAUGCCUGAUCUAGAAGCAGUAUACAAGAUGGUUGAGGACAAAUACCUCUGCUCGGACAAGCUUCUUCCUCCCGAUUUCUCCAUUCCCGGCCUCAUGGCCGAGAUAUGCCAGAGCGUUGUGCAGAUGGGCACUCAACAUACCAUGACGGAGCAUAUUACACAAUCACAUACUGUUGGUAAUGGCAGCACGUCUAAAUGCGUGGAGGGUGGUUCAGCGAGUUCAACUCCUGCCCCGCAACCGCAUUUGGCACUUUCAAGGACUACCCAUGAUGUACAUGACAUAUCCAGGGGACAAGAAAAUGUCAAGAUACCGAUAGCAAAUGAAUCUGGCAGAGGAAAAUGCCCACCAUCGUUUUCUUACAUACCAGGCAACGAGGUAUUCCAAAAUGGUAUUGUGAACAUCUCCCUUGCACACAUUGGUGCUCAAGACUCUUGUGCUGAUUGCUUUGGCGACUGCUUGUCGGCGCCUGUACCAUGCGCUUGCGCAAGAGUCACCGGGGGUGAAUAUGCAUACACACCGGGCGGUUUGGUAAAGCCAGAAUUCAUUGACAAGUGCGUCUCCGUGAACCGGAUUCCUGAAGUACAUCACAAGGUCUUUUGCAAGACGUGCCCGCUCGAGAGGUCCAGAGAUAAAGCCUCACCAGAGCCUUGCAGGGGCCACCUUGUUCGGAGAUUCAUCAAGGAGUGCUGGAGCAAAUGCGGGUGCAGCAUGCGAUGUGGCAACCGUGUGGUCCAACACGGCAUAAGAUGCAACCUCCAGGUGUUCUCCACGGGAAAUGGGAGGGGUUGGGGGCUGCGCACGCAGAAUGCAUUGCCAAAAGGAGCUUUCGUGUGCGAAUAUGCGGGGGAAAUACUAACAUGCGUAGAAGUACAUGGGCGGGCGGUCGAGAACAUGAAGAAUAAUAGAUAUACGCAUACGGUAGUGUUGGAUGCUGGCUGGUCUUCGGGAGGGUCGCUCAAGGACGAAGAUGCAUUGUGCCUAGAUGGAACCUUUUAUGGGAAUGUUGGCAGAUUCAUCAACCACAGAUGCCGUGAUGCAAAUCUGGCCAUGGUUCCUGUUCAAGUGGAGACUCCUGAUCGCCACUAUUACCAUGUUGCAUUCUUCACGAGCAGGAAGGUGGAGGCCCUUGAGGAACUGACAUGGGACUAUGGGAUUGAUUUCGACGAGGAGUUGGGGCCGGUGAAGGUGUUUGAGUGCCUGUGUGGAAGCAAGUACUGCCGAGGAAGUCGUCGGCAUCGUCAGCGCCUGAGGAAUGGGAAUGGGAAUGGCAAGAAGAGAAGCAGAAUUGAAGGUUAACUCAUUCACCUGGCAAGUAGUGGUACUAGUAGUAGUAGUAGUAGGCAGAAUUGAAGAGCUGGCUGAUUUGUUAGUGGUGGAACAGAAGAAUGUAUGUUGUCUCUGAUGUAAGUUGGUUGGACAAGAAAGAAAGAAAGGCUGUUUCUGAUGCUGAUGCUCAUCUAAAA